Messenger RNA from Ectocarpus siliculosus, 668 nucleotides. NCBI's taxonomy places the organism in Eukaryota, Phaeophyceae, Ectocarpales, Ectocarpaceae. The record is from the annotation of a GenBank genome assembly.
CGCCAUGUCGUUACCACUUCUCUCUGUGCGAGCAAACCUAUCCUCGUCAGCGCUGGGUAGCAGCUUGAGGCACUCAGCUUCUGGAAGGUGUGUCAGAAACGUGGUGUGUUCUAGUUUCAGGCGCCGUCGCAGCAGCGGCGACAGCAAGUGCAACCGCCCGCCUACAAGUUGGAGCAGACGAGGUCGAGCUUCUUCAGCGGUGAUGGUCACAAGGAGUCAAGCUCCAGCACUAUUGCAGUCACGGCAACUAUCUUCGGCAGCAUCGGCAGCAGCACCAACAGUACUGUUUGGGGACACCAUCAUCGUCACGAAGCGUUGCGCCGAGGUUAAACGAGCUCAGAGAGGCCAAGACGCAGCCGGACCUGAAGCUCCGGCUUUCGGUGGAGGGGGGGGGGUGCUCGGGGUUUCAGUACAAGUUCUCCUUGGAAGACGCGGCGGGGGCAGCGAGUUUGAACGGGAUGGGGCCGUGCUGGUUGUGGACGCCACCUCGCUCGAGUUCGUCAAAGGCGCAACGGUGGACUUUGAGGAAGACAUGAUGCGAAGCGCGUUCGCCGUGCUCAACAACCCGGUGUCGGAGAGCGCGUGCGGGUGCGGCAGCUCCUUCGCCCUCAAGAAUUUCGAAAAGAACCCCGCACUCGACUGAACGACUCCGCCGUCAGCGGCUCUUG